Neopelma chrysocephalum (saffron-crested tyrant-manakin) is the source of this 972-nucleotide messenger RNA. Its product is annotated as olfactory receptor 4S2-like. NCBI's taxonomy places the organism in Eukaryota, Metazoa, Chordata, Aves, Passeriformes, Pipridae. Gene Ontology annotation, cellular component: membrane. Gene Ontology annotation, biological process: G protein-coupled receptor signaling pathway. The record is from RefSeq and is a predicted model, not a curated record. Gene Ontology annotation, molecular function: olfactory receptor activity.
AUGGAGAACACAAAUAACGGGACCCAGUUCAUCCUCCACGGACUGACACAAGGCAGGACAGGAGCAAAACUCUGCUUCUUCUUCUUUUUACUCUUCUACACCACUAUCACUUUUGGAAACCUGCUCAUCAUCAUGACUAUAAGGACAAGUGACCUGCUGAACUCUCCCAUGUACUUCUUCCGGAGCUCUUUGUCUUUUGUAGACAUCAGUUUCUCCACUGUCUCAGCUCCCAAACUCAUCCAGGACCUUCUUGUGGAGGAGAGGACCAUCUCCUUUGCGGGCUGCAUGGCUCAGCUGUUGGGGACCCACUUCUUUGGGUGCCCUGAGAUCUUCCUUCUCAUGGUGAUGGCCCACGACCGCUGCGUCGCCCUCUGCAAACCGCUCCACUCCCCGAGCGUCGUGAGCCCGCGCGGCUGCGGCUGCCUGCUGGCAGCCUCGGGGCUGGGGGCUUUGCACUCCCUGCUGCAGACCCUGCUGCUCCAAAUGCCCUUUUGUGGGCCCAACAAUGGGCUGGACCACUGUUUCUGGCAUGACCACCCUUGGCUGGUGCUGGCCUGCGCUGACACCUCCACCAGCAGUGUCGGCGUAGCCGUCAGUAGUGACCUGAUAUCCCUGGGCUCUUUUGUUGUCCUUGCAGUAUCCUAUACUGCUCUCCUGCUUUCCUUGAGGACACACUCUCCCAAAGGGCAGCUCAAAGCUCUCAAAACAUGCUCUUCCCACAUCACAACCGUCACGCUCUUCUUUGGGCCCUGCAUUUUCAUCUACCUGCGCCCUUCCACCACCUGCCUGGCGGACAAGGUGCCCUCUGUCUUCUACACCAUCAUCACGCCCAUGCUCAACCCCUUCAGCUACACCCUGAGAAACCAAGAGGUGAAAAACAGCAUGAAAAAGUUGUGGAGCAGGACAGUGAAGAGGAGUGAGAAAUGAAAGGACAUGGGCAAUGUUUGUAAGAUGACAGGAGCUUAAGACAUC